AGAAUAUACAAUGUUAUCAAAGCAGUUAUCAACCAGAUUCAAUGUUAUCAAAGCAGUUAUUAAUAUAAACUGAGUAAAAGUGAUUGCAUAUAAAACUGAUUUAGUAAAGCGUCGUAGCUGUUAGCAGUUAGCUGUUGUGGUUGCAGAGCUCGAAAUAAAAGUGCUAAACUACGCAGUUAGAUGAAGGGAUAAAGUAACAGUUAUUAAUACUGCAGGUUUUAAGCCAUGUCAGCAUGCUUAACCCUACUGAACCGCCGUGUAGCUGGGAGCUGCUGCAGGGUAUGGCGUGGUGUUCCUCGACAGCUCGCCCACAUCAGAUCAGCCAGCGUAGCAGAGCCGGGCAUGAGAAGAUCUGAUGAAGAACAUCUCUGGGAGGCAGCAGGCUACCUGCCGUUCUCCAGGGCCAAGAUAGGAUCUUUCUUCCAGGAAAGGCCAGUGCUGAAGAACCCAUUUCUAGAGGAUGCCUUGCUCAGAGGAUACCUGAGGAGACACCUGCCCCAGGAGGCAGCUUUCUCAGACCUGUGUGCAUUUGGAGAACGUGUGGCCAAUGAGGUGGAUGACUGGGGCAGGGAGUGUGAGGUUACGCCACCACGGCUGGUGCACUUUGACCCCUGGGGUCGCAGAGUGGACCACAUUGUGACCUCCCCAGCCUGGAAACACAUGAAAGACCUGUCAGCACAAGAAGGACUGGUCGCUAUUGGCUAUGAGAGGUCAUUUGGGGAGUGGAGUCGUGUGUACCAAAUGAGCAAGUUGUACAUCUUCUCUCCCUCCUCUGGUCUCUACACCUGUCCUCUGGCCAUGACUGACGGCGCUGCUAAAGUCAUCCAGUCUAUAGGUGUUUCGUGGCCAACAGAUGAAGCCUACAGUCGUCUGACAACCCGUCAGCCUGACCGUUUCUGGACGUCUGGACAGUGGAUGACAGAAAGACAGGGAGGAUCUGACGUGGGCAGUGGCACAGAGACGGUGGCUGUUCCCCAGACCGAUGGUUCAUACAAACUACAUGGCUUCAAGUGGUUCACCUCUGCUACAGACGCAGACAUGACCCUCACAUUGGCCCGAAUUCAGGACAGAACAGGAGCAACCACACCGGGUAGCAGGGGUUUGUCUUUGUUCUACGCGGAGGUGAGUAGAGAUGAGGAAGGCCGGCUGAAGGGAAUAGAGGUUCAGAGACUGAAGGACAAGCUGGGCACAAGACAGAUGCCGACUGCUGAGUUACUGCUGGACGGCCUGCAGGCACACAGGCUCUCAGAGGAAGGGAGAGGUGUGGCCUCCAUAGCCAACAUGCUGACUAUAACGCGGAUCCACAACAGCGUCUCUGCAGCAGCCGCAAUGAGAAGGGUGGUCCAGUUAGCUCGUGACUAUGCCACUCGCCGCUCUGCCUUUGGAAAGCCUCUUAAAGACCACCCACUGCACAUACAGACUCUCGCUAGGAUGGAGGUGGAGACUCGAGGAGCGUUCCUUCUGGUGAUGGAUGUGUGUCGCCUGUUGGGCCGAGAGGAAAGCGGCAUGGCGACCCAGCUUGAUACGCACCUGCUGCGUCUGCUCACUCCUGUGGUCAAACUGUACACUGGGAAGCAGGCGGUGGCUGUGGUGUCGGAGGGUUUGGAGAGCUUCGGUGGACAGGGCUACAUCGAGGACACCGGAUUGCCUGGACUACUUCGUGAUGCACAGGUGUUGAGUAUUUGGGAAGGUACCACAAAUGUCCUGUCUCUGGAUGUGCUGCGCUGUGUUGCUCGUAGCUCAGGAAUGGUUCUCCAUGCUUACGUCACCCACGCCAAGUCCCUGCUCGCAGGUGCAUCAAGUGUUUCCUCACUGGCCCCAGCAGUUAAAGCAGUAAACAGUGCUCUCUCUGAACUGGAGGACUUUGUUCAGGUAGCAGCUACCAGAGCACCCGGCUACCUGGAGCUAGCAGCCAGAGACCUGGCAUACAGCCUGGCUCGCAUCUACACGGGUGCCCUUCUUAUAGACCAUGCAUGUUGGAAAGGAGCCUCUCCAUCCGACACCUAUGCAGCUCUCAGGUGGUGUGAACACGACUUGUGUCCUGUGGCGACUAAACAGGCGAGAGGCUGCUAUGAUCCCAGCACUCCGCCGCUGGAUGCUGCGCUGGUGUACGACCGGCCGGUCUAAGACUGAAUGUUCACCGGAUGAAACUGUGACUUGAUAUUCAGGUCAUUGCUGUGCCUCAUUUAAAUUCUGUACCAGAUCUCCUUACUGUAGCACACUUCUGCGGUAUACAAAUGAUUUAUUUUUUAGGCCUGGGUGCUAAAAAGAGAUUGAAGUAGGUGAAUAAAACAUGACCCCAGCCUUUUCUCAUUCACAGUCAAGUUGAAAGCAAGAGUGGGCCAAUAUCAACAGACCACAAACUAACUAGAGCACAGGUCAUAAGCAAGAAGUUUUAUUUACAUGGUGCCUUCUAGUACUGUUGGAAAAACAGCUGAUGUGUGAGCUUAUUUGCACUAUUUUUACAACACCUAAUUGUUUUUAAUUGUACUGAGACAAAUUAUCUUGUAUGUUUAUUGUAUCAUGGUGUUUUACUGAGCCAAACUGUAUAUUUGAAAUCAAAUAAUGGCAAAGCAUGCUAACAAGGCUAUCAAGUGAUGUACAGUGUUUUGUUUGGAAAUAAAUGAACAAAGAAUGUAUAAGAAAUACAA
Dicentrarchus labrax (European seabass) is the source of this 2651-nucleotide messenger RNA. RefSeq names its product acyl-CoA dehydrogenase family member 11. The record is from RefSeq and is a predicted model, not a curated record. Gene Ontology annotation, molecular function: oxidoreductase activity, acting on the CH-CH group of donors. The coding region runs from base 226 to 2127 and encodes 633 amino acids. The transcript is spliced from 15 exons. NCBI's taxonomy places the organism in Eukaryota, Metazoa, Chordata, Actinopteri, Moronidae.